AUACCCACCAUAUCCCUUUCUCCGUCGAUGCAGAAACCCUUGUUUCCAAAAUGCCUUCUCUCUCCAAAUCCACCUCAUCUUCCGUCGCUUCCCCGCCUCCGUCCACCGACGCAUUCGAUGGUGACGCGGCUGAACGCCGCCUCCGAGAGGCGGAGGAUCGUUUACGGGAGGCCAUUGAGGAAUUGCAACGCCGGCAACGACGUGCUAAGAUGCUACAUCCACCUUGCGAUCACGCUGAUGAGUCAUGUGUAGCUAACGCUAUUGGUAAUCUCUGCCAAAGUUUCCUUUUGUCGUAUGGUGUUCGUGUCGGCAUUGGAAUUUUGCUCCGUGCAUUUAAGCUCGCUCGGAGAAAAUCCUAUUCGUCUCUUCUCGAUCUUAAGCAACUUGUAUCAGAGAAGGACUUGAUAGUGAGAGAGGAGGCAUGUCGGGUUGGUUUACUUUUUGGAGGAUUUACUGGCUCAUACCAUGCUCUUAGAUGCUUAUUGAGGAAGUGGAGAAAGAAAGAAACACCAUUCAAUGCAAUUUUAGCAGGUUCAAUUGCUGGUCUUUCUAUUCUAGCAUUAGAUGAUUCCAAUCGAAGGCGUACACUUGCUUUAUAUCUUCUUGCAAGGCUUGCUCAGUGUGCUUAUAAUUCUGCAAAAUCAAAGAACAAGUUCCACCUUUGGGGAAGCUCAUGGAGACAUGGUGAUUCAUUACUCUUUGCUUUAUCAUGUGCUCAGGUCAUGUAUGCUUUUGUAAUGCGACCCGAAAGCUUACCAAAAUCAUACCAAGAUUUUAUUCAAAAAACAGGCCCUGUUGCUAAACCUGUAUACAAAGCUGUAAGGGAAUGCUGUAGAGGUUCUCCAGUAGAUAUCGCAUCACUCUCUUCUUACCUAUCAACCAUAAAAGGCUCCGAAUUUAUCGAUUUACAAGAAUACCCUUCCAUCAUCCCCUGUUCAAUAAUCCACCCAUCCACAAAAUCAUGUUUGGCUCACAACGCUUACGCCACGUCAGCAACAUUCCGGAAAACAUUCCCACUUUAUUUCUCUCUGACUUUUGUACCCUUCGUUGUCCUUCGUCUUCAAAAGUUUAUGGAAGCACCAUUUAAGACCAGCUGGCAUGCAGUGAUUGGAGCUGUUCGGUCAACCGCUUUUCUGUCUUCAUUUGUUGGAAUCUUUCAGGGGGCGAUUUGCAUGCAUAGACAAGUGGCAUCAAAAGACCACAAGCUUGUAUACUGGUUUGCAGGUGGAUUAGCUGCAUUAUCAGUGGUUUUGGAGAAAAAAGGAAGAAGAGGGGAACUUGGAUUGUAUGUUCUUCCACGUGCUGGAGAGUCUUUGUGGUAUAUAUUAGUAAACCGCCGUGUUCUUCCCGAUAUCAAAAAUGCUGAGGUGGCUCUGUUUUGUGCGUGUAUGGGUGGAAUGAUGUACUACUUGGAACACGAACCAGACACCAUGUCUCCGUUUUUAAGAAGCUUAAUUCGCCGGUUUCUUGCAAGCAAAAUUAGUAAUCCGGCCCCACCAGCAAAUCGGAAUCCGUCUUACAAUUAUUUACAAACUCCCGCAAUUGAGAAACCACCGAUUUCACACAACCAAAUCCAAGAACCACAUGAAUCAAAAGCCUCUGAAAAAUACAAUCUUGAAUCCAUACCUGGGCUCUAAGUAAUAACCAUACGAUUACUAUUUAUUGUUAUUAUUAUUAUAUUAUUAUAUUAUAAGGACAAUGAGAUUAAUUAAUGCGUAAUAUUAAUCACCAAAUGAGAGACGAUAUUGAAUUGUCAUAAAAGGGUCAAGUGAUGUGACCCAUCUUCAUCCAACUUCUGUAGUUGUAAAAUGAACUCUCUUUUAAUUUUCUUUUGUAAAUAUUAGAUGUUUUUCAGUUC
Molecule: messenger RNA, 1858 nt
Organism: Lactuca sativa (garden lettuce)
Lineage: Eukaryota; Viridiplantae; Streptophyta; Magnoliopsida; Asterales; Asteraceae
Product: Mitochondrial import inner membrane translocase subunit Tim17/Tim22/Tim23 family protein
Source: RefSeq, a predicted model, not a curated record